AUGCAAAUUCCUAAUUUCUCAGCUUUGUUAACAAUUUCUCUGCAUAUCAAACAGCUGAAGCAAAUUCAUGGCUCAAUUCUAGUGAAUGGUCUUGAUCAUCUUGAACCUAUAUUAAUUCGGCAAAUAAUCGUUUCUUCAGGCGGUUUUCAUCAAACCCAUGUUACCCAGUACGUUAAAACAAUCCUAAAUCAUACCCAACAUCGAGAUGUUUCCCCAUUGGGUUAUGCUAUUAGGUUUCUAUGUCAGCAUGGCCAGUUCCAGGACGCUGUCAUUUUCUACGUGCAGCUUCAGAGAUCUGGGGUGUUUCCCAACACAUAUGCUUUAUCAUCUAUACCAAAGGCCUAUGGUAAAAUCAAUUGUAAAAAUGGGGGGAUUUCAGUUCAUUGUCAAGUUCAUAAAUAUGGCUUUGCCAGUGUUGUUUAUGUACAAACAGCCCUUUUGGACUUUUACUCGAAAAUGGGUGAUAUUAAGACAGCCCAUAAGGUGUUUGACGAAAUGAGUGAUAGAAAUAUUGUUUCAUGGAAUGCUAUAAUAUCUGGUUAUGUGAAAUUCGGAGAGUUCGAAAUGGCUCAAUCUGUGUUUGAUAGAAUGCCUGAGAGAGAUAUAGUAUCGUGGAAUGCAAUUUUGUUGGGAUAUGCCAAGGCAGGGAAAAUGGAUCAGGCGUAUGUUUUGUUUAAAGAGAUGCCAGAGAGGGGCGCUUCAUCUUGGAAUGUGAUGAUUCGUGGGUACAUAGAUUGCGGGAACAUAGAAUUAGCACGUGGGUUCUUUGAUGCAAUGCCGAAAAGAAACAGCAUUUCUUAUAUCACUAUGAUAUCUGCAUAUUCGAAAUGUGGAGACGUUCAGUCUGCUGAAAAGAUCUUUUAUGAGGAGGAAAAGAAAGACCAGCUGUUGUAUAAUGCCAUGGUAGCUUGUUAUGCACAGAAUGGCCGACCGAAAGAGGCUCUUCAUCUAUUUGAUGAGAUGUUUCAACCAAUUCUGAAUAUUCAGCCUGAUAAAAUGACGUUGGCUAGUGCUAUAUCUGCUUGUUCUCAACUGGGAGAUUCAAAUAUGGGGGGUCGGAUUGAGUCAUACAUGGGUGAAUUUGGAAUCAGAAUGGACAAUUAUCUCUCCACGGCCUUAAUUGACAUGCAUGCAAAAUGCGGAAAUAUUGACAAAGCUAUUGAGUUAUUUCACAGGUUAGAAAAGAAGGACAUAGUUGCUUACAGCGCAAUAAUUUUGGGUUGUGGAAUUAAUGGUAGGGGACAAGAUGCGAUUAAGUUAUUUGAGGAGAUGAUAGAUUCUAACAUCUCUCCUAACUCAGCUACAAUCACGGGAAUAUUGUCUGCAUACAAUCAUGCUGGUUUGGUUGAAGAAGGCUACGAUUGCUUUGAGUUGAUGCAGAAAUAUGGAAUUAUACCAUGUGUUGACCAUUAUGCUAUCAUGGUUGAUCUUUUAGGUAAGGCAGGUCGGCUGGAAGAAGCAUAUGAGUUGAUAAAGAAAAUGCCAAUGCAGCCUCAUUCUGGGGUUUGGGGUGCAUUGCUUCUAGCAUGUAGUGUGCACAACAAUGUUGAACUUGGUGAGAUUGCAGCUGCUAAGUGUUUCAAGUUGGAGCCUAAUAGCACAGGAUAUUGUUCUCUUCUUUCUAAAAUUUAUGUGUCAUCUGGGAAGUGGGAUGAAGCCAAGCGAUUGAGAGAAGCCGUUGAGGAAAGAGGUUUCAAUAAGGUUCCCGGCUGUAGUUGGAUCAAACCAGCUGAAGCCUAGGGGUCGGGAAGUUCUUAGAUAAGCCUGAAUUUAAUUUCUUGUGACUACUUGAAUCAACUUGCUGCAAUUUGGCCCACAGUCGACAGAGCUCAAAUGUUGCAUGACCUGUGUGUGUGGUUGCUGAUGCCCAUGCCCUUGGGGAAAUUCCUGGUGAACGAAUAUUCUGCUGAUCUUAUGGUUCUUCUGGCAAUUGUUGGAGGGACAUCGAACCUGAAGCAACUUAAGAAUGUAAAGAUUUCCACCAGAGAAGCUGCAGCAUCAAGUCUGAUUAUUGGCCCUUUAAGCUCUGUGGUUUGAUCAAUACUUUGCUGAUUAACAAGUGUGUCUCUUUAAUCAGCACGAAGCAGGAGAGAAAUCAGAUGCACUGAAGUUUCUAUUGAUGCAUUAUGUCUUGCAACAUCAGGCUUUUAAGAUCAAAGUAAAAAAUAGCAAAUAACCUUGAGGCGUCCUUGGUUUUCCUGGAGAAAUGACUUAGAAGUUCGGUCUUUUAGCCAAAUGAUAUAACCUCUCCAUGUAUUCAACAAGUUUUGCUGUAUUUAGACUAUGGAUCUCUGUAAUGCAAGUAACCAUUUCUAAUUUGUCUUAGAAAACAUUGUAGUCAACCGUAGAAUGGAGAUU
Molecule: messenger RNA, 2358 nt
Organism: Coffea eugenioides
Lineage: Eukaryota; Viridiplantae; Streptophyta; Magnoliopsida; Gentianales; Rubiaceae
Product: pentatricopeptide repeat-containing protein At4g22760
Exons: 2
Coding region: 1-1740 (579 amino acids)
Biological process (GO): RNA modification
Molecular function (GO): protein binding; RNA binding
Source: RefSeq, a predicted model, not a curated record